Styela clava is the source of this 1529-nucleotide messenger RNA. RefSeq names its product microtubule-associated protein 1 light chain 3 beta-like. The record is from RefSeq and is a predicted model, not a curated record. NCBI's taxonomy places the organism in Eukaryota, Metazoa, Chordata, Ascidiacea, Stolidobranchia, Styelidae.
UGAACUGAUUUCAGAUAUUUAUUCAAACAUUUUAUUUAACAGAUUUCAGUUAUAUAUUAAAUAAGAUUACAUCCAGAUAACAGUAUUCUGGUUGGUUUGACAAAGUUACAAGGAAAUAUGACCGAGCGAACAUUUAAGCAACGCAGAGCAUUUGAUGAAAGAGUUUCUGAUGUCCUACAGAUUCGUGAACAACAUCCCAACAAAAUUCCAGUGAUAAUAGAGAAAUAUCAUGGAGAAAAGAAUUUGCCGAUACUUGAUAAAACCAAAUUUCUUGUGCCAGAUCAUGUCUCGAUGUGUGAAUUGGUGCGAAUAAUACGGAGAAGACUUCAUCUGAGUCCCAACCAGGCAUUCUUCUUGCUUGUCAACCAAAGGAGCAUGGUCAGUGUUUCAUCACCAAUUUCUGAGGUUUACGCAGUAGAAAAAGAUGAAGAUGGAUUUUUGUAUAUGACUUAUGCAUCACAGGAAGUGUUUGGAUCAAUUAAUACAUUGUAAAAUAAAUGGGCGAUUUAAUUUUAUGUCUAUAAUUGUAAUAUUUUAUCAAACUUUUUAUUGAUGUGGUGUCAUGCUAUUUGUAAUGGUUGUUCAUUUUAACCAGAAUAUUGAGUCACGUUUUUCAAAAUCUUAGAACAAAAUUGUAAGUUAUUCGAGGUUAUUUUUUGCAUUACCUUGUGAAAUAUGAUUUGACUUGAAGUGAACAUACAUACUGUAUUGCUGAUUUGUUGUAUGUGGAAAUAAUCAGUUGCAUUAGACACCCAAGCUACAACUCAUUCAUUGGUUUUUAUUGGCUGUUAACUAAAUCAUAAAAAUGUGAUAUUUUCAUCAAUAUUUUUUAUCACACACUUUCUGCACUUGUAUAUUUGUAUAUAUAUUGAAUUCUUUGCUCAUUUUAGCAUGGUGUUUGUACUAUGUGAUAUGUCCUCAUGUAAACAGUCUGUAUUAUUUUAAAAAUGGGAUUGUGUUUCAAAUCAAUAGAUUUCAAUGAGUGUUCAAUUCAGGGGGACAAGUUUUGUUUAAAUUAAAAAACAUAUGAAGUUUUUAUCAAAUUUAUAAUCUGUAGAAUAUUAUUCUGUAAAAUGCGUAGUGUUAUUUCUUUGGGAAACACUUGUUUUAAAACGAAAAUAAAAAUCUGUAAUUAAUAAAUUAUAUAAACGAACAGGGAAUAUAAAAGUACAUAUUUCAGAAAACUCAAUUUGCAUGUUUCAAAUGUCGUUUCCAAGUCUGUUUUUAGAAGUUACAAAUGGAUAUGUCUGUAUAAUUUCUAUGGAAAGCCUGGAGGCUGUUGGAGAUGCCCACGCAAUGGUCCUAAUCUUUAAAAAUUAUGAAAAGCGUACAGAUCAUGUUCAUCAUAAAUAUGGUCUCAUCAGUGCAAUUCGUCGCCAAAUCAUAUGAAUGCAAGAGUUAAUCGUGGGCAACCAGUUCGCGCAUUGCUGAAUUCAUCCCUUGCUCGAUCGAUUCGUUUUACAUUUUCGAAUUCCACAUCAGACCAUUACGUGCUAUAUUGGAAUUGGGUAUUCUAUUCACACAAUCAA